This is a messenger RNA of Malaclemys terrapin pileata, 1808 nucleotides long. RefSeq names its product phosphatidylinositol specific phospholipase C X domain containing 3 (gene PLCXD3). Gene Ontology annotation, molecular function: phosphoric diester hydrolase activity. Gene Ontology annotation, biological process: lipid metabolic process. Lineage: Eukaryota; Metazoa; Chordata; Testudines; Emydidae. Gene Ontology annotation, cellular component: synapse. The record is from RefSeq and is a predicted model, not a curated record. Bases 13 to 981 code for a protein of 322 amino acids. The transcript is spliced from 3 exons.
CAAGGCAGCAGCAUGGCUUCAUCGCAAGGGAAGAGUGAGCUGAAAUUCGCAGACUGGAUGGCAACUUUGCCAGAAAGCAUCCACCGCCUCCCCCUCACCAACCUAGCGAUCCCAGGGUCUCAUGACUCCUUUAGCUUCUACAUCGACGAAGCCUCUCCAGUUGGACCUGAACAACCAGAAACUGUCCAGAAUUUUGUCUCCGUAUUUGGGACUGUGGCUAAAAAGUUGAUGAGAAAGUGGUUGGCAACACAGACGAUGAACUUUACUAGCCAGCUGGGUGCAGGUAUACGAUAUUUUGAUCUCAGAAUUUCCACCAAACCCAGAGAUCCUGACAAUGAACUUUACUUUGCUCAUGGUUUAUUCAGUGCCAAAGUCAAUGAGGGCCUUGAAGAGAUCAAUGCAUUUCUGACUGACCACCAUAAAGAAGUGGUCUUCUUGGACUUCAAUCAUUUCUAUGGGAUGCAGAAAUAUCAUCAUGAGAAUCUGGUCCAAAUGCUCAAAGGCACCUUUGGAAAUAAAAUGUGCCCUGCUAUAUUUGCCCAAGAAGUAAGUCUCCAGUACCUGUGGGAGAAGGAUUACCAAGUGUUGGUAUUUUAUCACAGUCCAGUCGCUCUUGAGGUACCAUUUCUUUGGCCAGGGCAGAUGAUGCCAGCUCCUUGGGCAAACACAACAGACCCAGAAAAACUGAUUCAGUUUCUUCAGGCAUCAAUCAUUGAGAGAAGAAAGAAGGGCUCCUUUUUUAUAUCUCAAGUGGUGCUGACCCCCAAAGCUAGUACUGUGGUUAAGGGUGUUACUAGUGGACUCAGAGAAACAAUCACAGAAAGGGCUCUUCCUGCAAUGAUGCAUUGGGUCCGAACUCAGAAACCAGGAGAAAGUGGUAUCAAUAUUAUCACUGCUGAUUUUGUAGAACUUGGUGACUUUAUCAGCACUGUCAUAAAACUCAACUAUAUCCUGGAUGAAGGUGAAGCUGAUACUACUUGAUACUACUGCAAUAUAUUUGUUGUUCAUUGAGUAGAUUUAAAAAGAAAACCCAAUUGUAUUAGAAAAAAAUAUAUUGUAACAUACAGAUCUUCCUAUAACACUGAAUCUCUGAGGUGUUUAGGGCAGUAGUGGGUGGGCAAAGGGAAAUGUUUUCAUUGGUUAUUAUAAUUUUCUAUGUUAAUAAACCCUCAUUUUUUUCAUUUGAAGAUCAAAACAGGAUUUCUUUAGUGGUCGACUAGAGAAAGCCACUUGCACAUUUUCCACAAAGUACCAAAUAUAAUUUCUGUGUCUUACUUCUAAGGUUAUUAAUAGUGCCAAGCAAUUUGCUGUAUGCAGACUGGAGGGACAUAUAAUGCCCUCUGUCUGCACAGGGAAUUCCCACUGACAUGAAUGUUUUGCUGCAGACUGAGGGCAGUAUAUGACCCUAACGUUUUAAUUCAAUGCACUUAAUCUGUUAAGUGGCUUAACUGAUUGCAUUCAUUGGCGGUCAUCAGUUUAUUGGCCUUUGGGGAAUAAAUUCAAUAUAAAGUCAUGCCUGCAACUCUUGUAUCAUCAGCAGACAGCAAAUAUUCAGAACCAUAGUCUAUAGCCUGUGCAGAAUAUGGGCCAAAUCCUGAUCACCUGGCUCACCUGGGGUAGGAUUAUCAGAAGUGCUGUGCGCUUGCUGAAGUCAAAAAGUACGCAGCAUUGGCCUAACUCUAAUCCCAUCAAAGCCAGUGGGAGUUUUACCAUGGACUUCAGUAGGAGCAGAGUAAAGGCAAUGCUGAGCACUUUUAAAAAUCCCACUCACAGGUCUGAUGCAAAGCCCAUUGAAGUCAAUGGGAGGC